AUGGGCAUCGAGAUGAGGAGCCAAGGCAGGAGGAUCCUGCUGCCCAGCAUGCUGCUGCUCCUCCUCAUGAUCAGCGGUGUCCAGGCCACCAUGAAGUUGUGCGGCCGUAAGCUGCCCGAAACUCUGUCCAAGCUCUGUGUGUAUGGCUUCAAUGCGAUGACCAAGCGGACUUUGGAUCCCGUGAACUUCAACCUAAUCGAUGGCUUCGAGGACCGUUCGCUGCUGGAAAGACUGCUGAGCGACAGCUCGGUGCAGAUGCUCCAGACUCGACGUCUCCGGGAUGGAGUCUUCGACGAGUGCUGUCUGAAGUCCUGCUCCAUGGAGGAGGUGCUGCGGUAUUGCGCUUCCAAGCCCAGAACGUAA
Drosophila teissieri is the source of this 363-nucleotide messenger RNA. RefSeq names its product probable insulin-like peptide 3 (gene Ilp3). NCBI's taxonomy places the organism in Eukaryota, Metazoa, Arthropoda, Insecta, Diptera, Drosophilidae. Gene Ontology annotation, molecular function: hormone activity. The transcript is spliced from 2 exons. The record is from RefSeq and is a predicted model, not a curated record. Gene Ontology annotation, cellular component: extracellular region. The coding region runs from base 1 to 363 and encodes 120 amino acids.